GGCGGGCAGCUGGGGAGGGGGAGGCGGGGAGACGGGCGGACGGGCGGCGCUGGGACCCGGGGGCGCCCGGAGAACAAGGGAACCGCGGCUGCCGCGGGCCGGAGAGCGAGGAGCUGAGCCGAAUCCAGCACAGCGCAGCCGGGCCGAGCGCUCCGGCCGGGGCCGAGGCCAGGGCGCCCAGGCGCAGCGGGCAGCAGCGGCGGGACCAUGGGGGAGACCAAGAUCAUAUACCACCUGGACGGCCAGGAGACGCCGUACCUGGUGAAGCUGCCCCUGCCCGCCGAGCGCGUCACCCUGGCCGACUUCAAGGGCGUCCUGCAGCGGCCCACCUACAAGUUCUUCUUCAAGUCCAUGGACGACGACUUCGGGGUGGUGAAGGAAGAGAUCUCCGACGACAACGCGAGGCUCCCGUGUUUCAAUGGCCGGGUGGUGUCCUGGCUGGUGUCCGCGGAGGGCUCGCACCCCGAGCCCGGCUCCUUCUGCCCCGACAACCCUUCGGAGCUGCCGCCCCCCAUGGAACGCACCGGCGGCAUCGGGGACUCGCGGCCGCCCUCCUUCCACCCUCACACUGGUGGGGGGAGCCAGGAGAACCUGGACAAUGACACUGAGACUGAUUCCCUGGUGUCUGCGCAGCAGGAGCGGCCCCGGCGGAGGGAUGGGCCCGAGCAUGGCGUGGCCCGGAUGAACGGGACGGCCAAAGGGGAGCGCCGCAGGGAGCCGGGGGGCUACGACAGCUCCUCCACCCUCAUGAGCAGCGAGCUGGAAACCACGAGCUUCUUCGACUCCGACGAGGACGAUUCGACCAGCAGGUUCAGCAGCUCCACGGAGCAGAGCAGCGCCUCCCGCCUCAUGAGGAGACACAAGCGGCGCCGGAGGAAGCAGAAGGUGGCGCGGAUCGAGCGGUCCUCGUCCUUCAGCAGCAUCACCGACUCCACCAUGUCCCUCAACAUCAUCACCGUCACGCUCAACAUGGAGAAAUACAACUUCCUGGGCAUCUCCAUUGUGGGUCAGAGCAACGAACGGGGCGACGGGGGCAUCUACAUCGGCUCCAUCAUGAAGGGGGGCGCCGUGGCCGCGGAUGGGCGCAUCGAGCCGGGGGACAUGCUGCUCCAGGUGAACGACAUCAACUUUGAGAAUAUGAGUAACGACGACGCCGUCCGGGUGCUCCGGGAAAUCGUGCACAAACCAGGGCCCAUCACCCUGACCGUGGCCAAGUGCUGGGACCCCAGCCCCCGAGGCUGCUUCACCCUGCCCAGGAGUAAGUGGAUGGGGGAGUCGGCCCUAAAGCUGGUGCCUGGCACAUGCGAGCCAAUCCGACCCAUUGACCCUGCGGCCUGGGUGUCCCACACGGCAGCGAUGACGGGCACCUUCCCCGCCUAUGGCAUGAGCCCCUCCCUCAGUACCAUCACCUCUACCAGCUCCUCCAUCGCCAGCUCCAUUCCUGACACCGAGCGCCUCGAUGACUUUCACCUGUCCAUCCACAGCGACAUGGCCACCAUAGUCAAAGCUAUGGCUUCACCUGAGUCUGGGCUGGAGGUCCGAGACCGAAUGUGGCUCAAGAUCACCAUCCCCAACGCUUUCAUUGGUUCAGAUGUAGUGGACUGGCUGUACCACAAUGUGGAAGGCUUCACAGACCGGCGGGAGGCCCGGAAAUACGCCAGCAACCUGCUGAAAGCCGGCUUCAUCCGACACACAGUCAACAAGAUCACCUUCUCGGAGCAGUGCUAUUAUAUCUUUGGUGACCUCUGUGGCAACAUGGCUAACUUGUCCCUGCAUGACCAGGACGGCUCCAGCGGGGCCUCGGACCAAGACACGCUGGCUCCUCUCCCACACCCCGGAGCCGCCCCGUGGCCCAUGGCCUUCCCUUAUCAGUACCCGCCCCCCCCGCACCCCUAUAACCCUCACCCCGGCUUCCCCGAGCCCGGGUACAGCUACGGCGGCGGGGGCAGCGCGGGCAGCCAGCACAGUGAAGGCAGUCGGAGCAGCGGCUCCAACCGCAGCGGCAGCGACCGGCGGAAGGAGAAGGACCCGAAGGCCGGGGACUCCAAGUCCGGGGGCAGCGGCAGCGAGUCGGACCACACGAGCCGAAGCAGCCUGAGGAGGGAGAGAGCCCCCAGCGAGCGCUCGGGCCCGGCCGCCAGCGAGCACAGCGUGCGCAGCCACCACUCGCUGGCCCACAGCCUGCGCAGCCACCACACGCACCAGUCGUACGGGCCCCCGGGGGUGCCCCCGCUGUACGGCCCGCCCGUGCUGAUGAUGCCCCCUCCGCCCGCCGCCAUGGGCCCCCCAGGCGCCCCCCCGGGCCGAGACCUGGCCUCGGUGCCCCCAGAACUGACCGCCAGCAGACAGUCCUUCCGCAUGGCCAUGGGAAACCCCACCAAGAAUUUCGGGCUUUUUGACUUUCUCUGAGCACCCAGCAUGGGGAGGCCCCGAUCCUGAGGAGAUCCUGCGGCAGCCCCACUCGUGGCCCCCCGCUGCUCCCCGGAGAUGUCCUGCCCCCCCUCACCAUGACCCCUCGGGCCCCCCGUGUCCUCAGCAGGGCGCCCCGUCUCGGAGACUCCUCCGCGAGCUUAGACAAUCCUUCCCCACCCCCGCUGACCCCCAGGACUCUCCGAGGCCCCUCCCUUCCCCUGGGCCCCCCCACUGGGCCUCGCUGUACCCUCCCCCCUCCGCGGUACCGAGUCAGCCAGGAAGGCCCAGAUCCUCCCCUUCUCCCUCCCCGGAGGCCUCCCUGCGCCCGAGCAGGGCCCGAAGCCGGCCGGCCGCCCUCGGUGUGGCCCGUCCUCAGUACGGUCAUUUCUCCGCCAUACACGCCCCCAGGGACCCGGCGAGCCCCGCCAGUGACUGGGGGCGGGGGGGCUGCGGCCAGAGGCCGGGGGGGGCCCAGGGGAGGCCGCAGCAGCGAGAAGCCCGAAGGCCGGCCAGCGAGCCAGGACACGGAAGGCCUUCAGAGGGACGAGGAGAGCGCAGGAGGCCACAGAAAAGGCCAGCAGCGGCCGGAAUCCGAUUCAGAGCGAGAGUCGCCAUCCGAGGACGGGAGCAGAAACGGGCCCGGGAGCCGGACCCAAAGGAUUCUGGGAGAGGAAGCUCCGUGUGGUCCAGAAAUGGGCCUCCGUGUGGCCAGAGGGCGCCGCGGCGGCUGCUUCCGUGCCACUUUCUGCCCGCGGUUCCCCGUCCUUCGAGCCCAGAACUGGGGUCCCCCCCCCUGCCUUAAGCACGGGGCAGGGGCGGGCCGGUAGAUAGCCCACGCCGGCCUCUCUGGCCCUCCUCAGCUCUCCAGCUCUGCCUGGCCCACACUCGCCCAGGCCCCUCCGGCAGGCAGCAUCUUCCCCCAAAUCCCCUUUCCCAGCAGGGCGGCGCCCAGCACUCGGAGCCCUGAGUUCAAAUGUGACCUCAGGCCCUGGCUGUGUGACCCUGGGCAAGUCUGUUUCCUCCCCUGUCAAUGAGCUGGCCGACACCCAGGAUCUCUGCCAAGAGAAGCCACGUUGGGCCGCAGGGAUUCGGACAUGACCAAAAACAACCGGGUCGACAGCGACGCUUCUCGCAACCUCCCUUUUAGUGGCUCUGCCAAGCAGGACUCUGGCAGGGUCGGCCUCUCCCGCCUCCGUGCCUUUGCCUGGACAGGGCUUUGCUCACUUCCCGUCCCUUCUUCAGCGGCCUCUCCUUCUAGCCCCACUCAGAUGCCACCUCUGGGAGUCAAAUCUCCCUUCCACACGCGGGGAGGGCCGGGGAGAAGCAUCGGGGCGGCCCGCGCCCGGCUAAGCACCUCCCAGAGUCUCCUUGCAGCCUGCGAUGAUUCUCUCUUCUUUACGGUUGAGGAAACUGAGGCAAGCGGCGGUUAAGCGGCUUGGGGGAGGGGUCGGAGCCCAGAUCCGCCCUCCAGGCGCUGUCCCACCGCAGGGGCAGGGUUUGUCCUAGGGGAAGGCUUUGGACCAUCCCAGCCUCCUCCUCCCGGGAAGCCCCUCCUUGGAGGACAGACUCCCUCUGGGCGGGCAUCCCAGGGCCAGGCUCAGGCUCCUGGGAAAACCUUUCGGUGCUGAGUGCGAAUCACAGGACUUUUGUGUGGGAGGCUCUUCUCAGGAAAGGGCUGAGAACUUGGAGCUCCGGGACGUCCAGCGGAGGCCAGGCCAUCGGUCAGCCAAUUAACACACCUUUAGGAAGCAUUUAUCCUGCGCCAGGCCCUGGGGUUACAAAUGAAAUUAAAGGCCGCCCUUCCCUCACAAAGA
Monodelphis domestica (gray short-tailed opossum) is the source of this 4226-nucleotide messenger RNA. RefSeq names its product dishevelled segment polarity protein 3 (gene DVL3). NCBI's taxonomy places the organism in Eukaryota, Metazoa, Chordata, Mammalia, Didelphimorphia, Didelphidae. Gene Ontology annotation, cellular component: cytosol. The record is from RefSeq and is a predicted model, not a curated record. Gene Ontology annotation, molecular function: frizzled binding. Gene Ontology annotation, biological process: canonical Wnt signaling pathway; intracellular signal transduction.